AUGUUGCAGAAGCUCUGGCUUUUCGCAGCCCUUUUUGUGCUCGCUUCCCUCUCCUCGUCGUUCAACUUCGACGACAUACAUCUUGACGGCAUCGAGGAGUAUCUGCACCACGGCCAGAGGCGACAGAUUGCCGGCACAGGCAGUACACCUACACCAACACCUCCUGUAUCAUCAGCUCAACCACCGUCGACAACACCAUCGCCGCCACCACCACCACCUCCAUCGACUCCCACGCCUACACCGACAGAAGCCCAAACCUCCGAUCUGCCCACAUCCAACGAACCCGCAGCCUCCACACCAGCACCGUCGAGCGGAGGAAACAACCAACCACAGUCCUCGUCACCACGCACGAGUGCAGCACCGCCAGCUUCGAGCGAUGCACCAGUCACUUCUACCAGGACAACGGCCAUUGUGAGGACCAGUCACCUCGUAUCCACCUCACUCCAGAAAUAUGUCACCGUAAUCACAACGAUUAGCAAUGGCCGGGAAAUCAUUACUACUUCAACGGGUACUAGCAGCAUCGUUACCACCACCGGCCAGGCACUCGUUACCUAUCCACCCACGUCUCAGAAGAACGACAGCGACGGCGGUAGCGGCCUGAGCAAGACCAACAAGAACAUCAUCGGCGGUGUCGUCGGCGGUGUUGGCGGCGCCCUCCUGUUGGGAGGCAUCGCCCUUGUCUUCUGGCGCAUGAAGAAGCGUCAGCACAAGGUCAGCGCCGACGAUGACGAUCUCAUGGUCAACACCGGCGCUGCCCUCGGCGACAAAUUCGACAACGGGAGCGCAAAUUCGCCCUUCCAGUCAAACCUCGAACAGUACCACAAUCCCGGUGGACGCCCCAACGCGGCUGCCAACUUCUAG
Molecule: messenger RNA, 861 nt
Organism: Cucurbitaria berberidis CBS 394.84
Lineage: Eukaryota; Fungi; Ascomycota; Dothideomycetes; Pleosporales; Cucurbitariaceae
Exons: 1
Coding region: 1-861 (286 amino acids)
Source: RefSeq, a predicted model, not a curated record